AUGAAGAGCACUGGCAAGGCUUAUUCGGAGGCUUGCGAGGUAGCAGGGAGAAGUCACACCUUCGGCCCGCCGUGGCCGCACAUCUUCCUUGCCCUGCCGCAGCACCUGGCGUCGCUGCCUCCAGCCAACGAGAAGGUCGCCCCCACGCUCAAGCUCCACUGGAACAGCCUCAUGCAAGGGAACCCUCGCGAGGACUGCAUCAAGACACUCCAGGACCAAGUCAGAUACUGUCGCAUCAAGGACUGCUGGUACGACGGCGCCAAACCAACCCAUUGCAAGCUGCAGCUGAUGAUGCCACCAUACCUCCAGGCCACAUCUACGGAGCACAACGGCGAGACACUCUACACGGUCGACGCGGCGAUCGGCCUUACGAUCAGCAACCAGGGCGGUCUCAAGAAGGCAGGCUCGCCGCCCAAGGGCGCCCUGGAGCGGGGCGCGGAGAAGCUGCUCCGCCAGAUGGGCUACUCGCCGGCCCAGAUAGCCAAGCACACCAAGAGGCAGAGGAGGGAAAGGAGGACGACGAGGACUUCUGACCCCCCAGCCCGCGGUGAAGGCCCCAGCUUUUCUGGUCAGCAGAAACGGUUCCGAGAGGGCGCUUCGAAUUUUUAG
This is a messenger RNA of Prorocentrum cordatum, 609 nucleotides long. The record is from the annotation of a GenBank genome assembly. Lineage: Eukaryota; Dinophyceae; Prorocentrales; Prorocentraceae.